This is a messenger RNA of Tilletiaria anomala UBC 951, 156 nucleotides long. RefSeq lists its product as uncharacterized. Gene Ontology annotation, molecular function: RNA polymerase II cis-regulatory region sequence-specific DNA binding; DNA-binding transcription factor activity. The transcript has a single exon. The record is from RefSeq and is a predicted model, not a curated record. The annotation marks the transcript as partial. Lineage: Eukaryota; Fungi; Basidiomycota; Exobasidiomycetes; Georgefischeriales; Tilletiariaceae. Gene Ontology annotation, biological process: regulation of transcription by RNA polymerase II.
GCCUCCGGGCGCUUUUCAUGCCAUGUCUGCGGCCAGGCGUUCCAGCGCAAGAACGGCCUCUCGCGGCAUAUGCGCUCGCACACGGGCGAGAAGCCGUUCGCAUGCACGUUCUGCAAGUUCAAAUCCACUCGCACCGAUUCGCUGCAGAGGCAUAUG